Molecule: messenger RNA, 1242 nt
Organism: Penicillium vulpinum
Lineage: Eukaryota; Fungi; Ascomycota; Eurotiomycetes; Eurotiales; Aspergillaceae
Product: lytic polysaccharide monooxygenase AA11 family protein
Exons: 1
Coding region: 1-1242 (413 amino acids)
Source: RefSeq, a predicted model, not a curated record
AUGUUCAUCAGCUCCAAAGUGAUCGCUGCCCUGAUGGGGGCUUCCAUGGUCAACGCCCACAUGAUCAUGAGCAGCCCCGUCCCUUAUAGCAAGGCCAAUCUCAACAACUCGCCUCUAGAGGCAGAUGGUAGUGACUUCCCAUGCAAGCUUCGCGAUAACGCCUUCCAGGCCCCCACUACUGAGACAACCAUCGCCGUCGGUGAUUCCUACCCUCUCAGUUUCAUCGGCAGCGCCACCCACGGUGGUGGUUCCUGCCAGAUCAGUCUGACCACCGAUCUGAUUCCCACCAAGUCCUCCGAGUGGAAGGUCAUCAAGUCCUUUGAGGGUGGCUGCCCCGCCAAUGUCGACGGCAACAUGUCCGGUGGACCCGACGUCAUCAAUCCCUUCACUUUCAACUUCACCAUUCCUGAUGGUAUCUCCGCUGGCAAAUACACCCUUGCAUGGACCUGGUUCAACCGCAUCGGAAACCGCGAGAUGUACAUGAACUGCGCCCCAAUCACUGUCUCAGGUGGCGCCUCCAAGCGUUCCCCCGCGGAAAUCGAGAGACGCACUGCUAGCUUCCCGCCCAUGUUCAUCGCAAACAUCAAUGGCUGUAUGACACAGGAAGGUAUCGAUAUCCGCUUCCCUCAGCCAGGUGACUAUCUCGAGCGUGACGGUGAACCUGCCAACCUCGCUAAGGAGGGCGCCCCGGCUUGCACCGGUACCCCUACCUGGGGAGGCUCUGGUGACACCGCCUCCUCGGGCUCCUCGAGCGCUGGCCUAGACACUGGGGCCAAAUCAACUGGUUCCGCCUCCCCCAGCUCAGAAACUGGCUCUAGCACCAACUCAACUGGCUCCGCUUCAUCUGGCUCUUCCUCUGCUCCCGCAGAAAGCACACCGCCACCAGUCGCCCCAAUCCCAGCAGGUACUCCAUCAAACCCACCCACCGAGCCCAAGCCCGAGUCCUCGUCCUCCGAAGCUGCCCCAGCUCCUGUGACUACCGGCUCUGGGUCUGCCUCCAGCUCUGGUACCCUGGCGGGUGGCUGCAGCACCGAGGGCCAGUGGAACUGCAUUUCAGGCACCUCCUUCCAGCGCUGUGCUUCUGGCACCUGGUCCGCCGCCCAGCCGAUGUCGACUGGCACGCAGUGCAGCGCUGGUCAGGGCGAGGAGCUCGUUGUCACCGCCAGUAGGAAGGCGCGCCAUAUCUCGAGCAUGCGCUUCCGCAAGCGCACCCUCAGUGGUCACCAUUUCCACCUCAGUUAG